This is a messenger RNA of Fragaria vesca subsp. vesca, 705 nucleotides long. RefSeq lists its product as uncharacterized. The transcript has 2 exons. NCBI's taxonomy places the organism in Eukaryota, Viridiplantae, Streptophyta, Magnoliopsida, Rosales, Rosaceae. The coding region runs from base 59 to 460 and encodes 133 amino acids. The record is from RefSeq and is a predicted model, not a curated record.
CCAUGUAGAAGUAGAUUUGAUAUUAUGCUGAAUCAUCAUAUUAUAUUACAUUAUAAUAAUGUGUGACAAGUCCAUAUCGUUUCUUCCACAGACAUCCAUCCGACACUAUUUUCCCAAUGAUGGAGCAAUCUGCUCGACCUUGUCAAACAACCCAAGCAGCCCACCUGCAUGUGUGUAUGAAGAGGAUCUUUCUUCCUUCCCACUUCUUUGGAUUCUCGGCAAUGUCCUUCAGCAACCCAUAAGCAGCUUUGCCACUGAAAUCAAAUCACAUAAAAUUGAUUAUGUAAAACCUAAGAGGGUUGGAUAUAUGGUUUCUGAAGCGACAGACUGGAAAACUUCACUAAAUCAAUCCACAAAACCCAAACAUUCAAAUUUUCGAUUGCAGCCAGACCUCAGUGUUGUUGGGCAAAUUGGGAAGAUUCCAUUUGUGGAUUGGAGUGGGAAGCUGAGAGAAAAGUAGGAGUCAAUAAACAAACAGUGAUGCUGUGACCUGUGAGUAUUGACUACUGAGUGAUGAGAAUGGAGUUGAGGAAUUACGUGACCGAGAGAGAAGGUGUGGGAGGGGAUGGGGGUUGAUGUGGGAUGCCCAAGAAGGAGGGGAAUAUGGCUUCUUUGAGAGGAAGUCCAGCCCCAACCCCAGUCCUGCCAUUGUUUGUGAAGUGUUGAGUUCCAUUACUCCAUUAGUGAGUGAAUCUGAAAGGGUUU